Selaginella moellendorffii is the source of this 2758-nucleotide messenger RNA. Its product is annotated as laccase-4. Gene Ontology annotation, cellular component: apoplast. Bases 933 to 2654 code for a protein of 573 amino acids. NCBI's taxonomy places the organism in Eukaryota, Viridiplantae, Streptophyta, Lycopodiopsida, Selaginellales, Selaginellaceae. The record is from RefSeq and is a predicted model, not a curated record. Gene Ontology annotation, biological process: lignin catabolic process. The transcript is spliced from 6 exons. Gene Ontology annotation, molecular function: copper ion binding; hydroquinone:oxygen oxidoreductase activity.
CUGCCAAGGUGUUUCAAUAAAGACGCGCGCAAGGCGGACGAACAACACGAGAUGGCUACCUGGUAUUUGAAGCCGCUGGAUAUUUAUAAGGGGGAGCUGUGACAGGUCGGUGAUUGCCAGUGCUAGAUCGCUGCAGCCAUUGUUCCUUUUAACUUUAGAGUCGCCACCACACCGAUACGAAAGAUCAACAACCAUUAUAGACGGACAACCUACAGUUGGCGAAGUGUCCCCGUCGGCGGCCAGGAGGGAAAAGAAAAGCAAAAGAACAAACGGAAAGGAGGAGAAUAGGGGAUGGAAUACUCAAACUUUGCUCGGAAAACCAGCGGCCUAUAGCGGAACAGAGCACCUGGUGCUGGUAAACGAGGAAGCGUAUAAAAAGGAGAGUUGUGCCGGUGGCUUGUCCUUCUCGAAUCGCCGAUAGAAGUCCACAAAAUCGUUCGUUGAGAGGGGAGGCGCCAUCGACUCGUAACUAAAUCGGAAGCAAGGAAUCUUUAAUCUCACUUCUGAGCUUCGAGUCAUCCCAAAACUUACGGUGACAUCGUGCCAGACGGACAGAAAACGAGAUAGUUACGUCCCGGUUUUAUGAGAAGGAAAACAAAGAACGACGGGAGUUCGUUCUCAUAAUUGGGACUCGAGAGGAGGAGCUUGAGCUCGUUUCUUUUCGUCGUAUUGGUGGUUGCGAGCUACAGUGCCGGUCUCGUCAAUCACUCCAAGUUGGUGGACACAGGUCGGGUGUCGGGAGUAUUUUUACUCGCUGCUCCGGGACAAAUAGCUGUCCGCAUGAGAUUCCUGGUCGCUAAAGAUAUAGAAAAUUCGGGCUUCCUAGCCGAGAGGAAGCUCGGCUAGCCGGGCAUGACCAACACCAGGGAGAGAAGUUUGAUGAGCAGAGGCGAGCAGCACUGGACUUGAUAUCUCUCUCCCGGGAAGAGGCAAUGCAGAUGGAUGGUUUCUCGGCUUCGAGACACGCAAGGCAAUGCUGCUGCCGCUCGGCCGUGCUGUGGAUCUUCGUCCUCAAUGCAUCUUCGGUACUCGCAGCUGUGACAAGGCAAUACAAUUUUCUGGUACAACCUCUUACCGUCUCGAAGCUGUGUAAAACUAAGUCGCUCAUUGCCGUGAACAAUCUCUUCCCUGGACCAGUUGUCUAUGCCGAUGAAGAAGAUACGGUGGUGGUGAAUGUGACCAACAAUUGCCAAUACAACAUCACUAUCCACUGGCAUGGGAUACGGCAAAUUCGAUCCGGCUGGGCUGAUGGACCAGUGUAUAUCACUCAGUGUCCACUGCAAACAGGGGACACAUACCAGUAUAAGUUUAAGAUCCAAAGGCAGAGUGGAACUCUUUGGUGGCACGCUCACGAUACUUGGCUUCGAGGGACCGUGCAUGGAGCGAUUGUGGUGUUUCCCAAGACUGGAGUGCCUUAUCCGUUCCACUACCCGAGAGAAGAGCACAUUAUUCUGAUUGGGGAAUGGUGGAACGCAAACGUCGAAGAUGUCGAGUCGCAGUCCUUACUGACGGGAGGAGCCCCGCAGCUGUCAGAUGCUUACACCAUCAAUGGUCAUCCUGGGCCACUUUACAAUUGCUCAUCCCAAGACGUGUACGUUCUCAAGGUCUUUCCCAACGAGCACUACCUCCUGCGCAUCGUCAACGUUGCUCUCAACCAGGAGCUCUUCUUCACCGUAGCCAACCACAACCUCACGGUUGUGGAGAUCGACGGCGACUUCACCAAGCCAUACACAACCAGCACCAUCUUUCUCACCCCGGGCCAGAGCACCACCGCGCUCUUCAUCACAAACCAACCCACGGCCAAAUACUACAUGGGAGCCAGUCCAUACAGCUCCGCCGCGGGAGUGCCAUUCCCGACGACGCCAACUCUAGCAAUCGUCGAGUACCAAGGCUCGUCGAACUCGACCCCGCCAGUAAUGCCGACGUUCCCAGCGACCAACGACACUGGCCUCGUCGCAAACUUCUCGGCCAGCCUGAGGAGCCUGGCGGACACGACUCAUCCGGAGCCAGUCCCACAGACAGUGGACAGAAGCUUGCUCUUCACGAUCGGCCUCGGGACAAAGCCGUGCGGUGAAAACCGGGUGUGCCAGGGGAUCGCUGGGACCAAGCUCACGGCCUCCAUGAACAACAUCUCCUUCGUCCUUCCCGACAUCGCUCUCCUCCAGGCCUACUACAACAACAUCUCCGGCGUCUUCACUCGCGACUUCCCGGACACACCGCCGAUAGUUUUCAACUACACGGGGACUCCUCCGAACAACACCACCCCGCAACGAGGGACCCGGCUUCUCGUCAUCCCAUACAACGCAAACGUCCAGAUGGUUUUCCAGGAUACGAGCAUCCUCGGCGUCGAGAACCAUCCCAUUCACGUCCAUGGAUACAGUUUCUACAUUGUCGGGCAGGGGACUGGCAACUUCAACUCGAGCCAGACGAGUACUUUCAACCUGUUUGAUCCUCCGCGACGGAACACCGUCGGAGUUCCAGUUGGAGGGUGGGCUGCUAUUAGAUUCAAGGCUGACAAUCCUGGUGUUUGGUACAUCCACUGCCAUUUAGAGGUGCACACAAUGUGGGGGUUGACGAUGGCUUUUAUUGUGCUUAACGGUGCUCGGGCUAACGAAACUUUGCCGCCUCCACCGCCAGAUCUCCCGCGAUGCUAGUAAGGUUUUUACAGAUAUGAUUCUUUUGAUCUUGGGCCAGCCAGCUCGAGAUGAUAAUGCAAGGAAAAGAUGAUCUUGAGAAAGAAAAGGAAUUUUUCUCGUUA